Messenger RNA from Phytophthora megakarya, 297 nucleotides. Lineage: Eukaryota; Oomycota; Peronosporomycetes; Peronosporales; Peronosporaceae. The record is from the annotation of a GenBank genome assembly.
AUGAUCGGCAAAGGAAAUAUGCUCCCACCAGCAGCCCGAGGGGUAGUGUGUGAUAUUGAUGUGGGAGGAGCUUGGUCGAUCACGCUUAAGUGUCGUAUGCUGCGGAUCCAGUUGCGAGAGAAAUUGGUAGAGUUGAUCAAAGGUCCCCUGUCAGCUAAGAUGAUCAACCACUCAAGAUCUCCAUGCGCAUCGCCAAUCGUCGUGAUCAUCAAGAAGAAUGGUGUGGAUAUGCGAUUGUGCAUUGAUUAUCGGUUGGUUAAGAGUCUGACACAGCUGAUGGUUUACCCGAUGCUCUGA